This is a messenger RNA of Rhinichthys klamathensis goyatoka, 651 nucleotides long. It is a transcript of the gene fermt2, whose product is annotated as FERM domain containing kindlin 2. The coding region runs from base 229 to 636 and encodes 135 amino acids. Gene Ontology annotation, biological process: cell-matrix adhesion; integrin-mediated signaling pathway. Lineage: Eukaryota; Metazoa; Chordata; Actinopteri; Cypriniformes; Leuciscidae. The transcript is spliced from 3 exons. Gene Ontology annotation, molecular function: integrin binding. The record is from RefSeq and is a predicted model, not a curated record. Gene Ontology annotation, cellular component: extrinsic component of cytoplasmic side of plasma membrane; focal adhesion.
AGAGAGAGAGAGAGAGAGAGAGAGAGAGAGAGAGAACGGCCGCUGGACUCCAUUAACGCAAAACCCUCCAGGAGCUCGUCGCUGGACUUUGGCGAUUUUCUUCUUUUUCGGGAAUCUUCCACAUGAUAGGAUUAAAUACGCGGUCGAAGGAAAGAAAGCGUGCAGACUGUUGAAGUUCUGGGAAGUGAAGUGGUGUUUUGUGGAUUUGUUUCGGCGUAUUUGUGAAGGAUGGCGUUGGACGGGAUCCGGAUGCCAGACGGCUGCUACGCAGACGGGACCUGGGAACUGAAGAUGAACGUGACGGACCUCAACAGGGACGUGUCCCUCAGAGUCACCGGGGAAAUCCACAUCGGCGGGGUGAUGCUCAAACUCGUGGAGAAACUUGAUGUGAAGAAGGACUGGUCAGAUCACGCGCUGUGGUGGGAGAAGAAGAAGACCUGGCUGCUAAAGACCCACUGGACGCUUGAUAAAUAUGGCAUUCAAGCCGACGCCAGGCUUCUCUUCACUCCACAACACAAGCUUCUGCGACUUCAGCUUCCCAACAUGAAGCACAUGAGGGUGAAAGUCAACUUCUCUGACCGUGUCUUCAAGGCCGUGUCCGACAUCUGCAAAACCUUCAGUGAGUGCCUUCCCUAAAAUAAACUCCAUUAG